ACGGGACUCGAGUGGUUCGGAUGGACGACGAUUUCUUCACGGGUUACAGGAAGACGACUCUGCACCCACAGGAGGUCCUGAUGUCCAUCCAGAUCCCCUACAGCAAGAAGUCUCAGUUCGUCUCCGCUUUCAAACAGUCUCCUCGUCGGGAGGAUGACAUCAGCAUCGUCACGGCGGCAAUGAGCGUCACCUUUGCUCCGGGCACUGCCAUUGUUCAGGACUUGAGGCUGAGCUACGGCGGUAUGGCGGCCACCACGGUGCUGGCGAAGAAGACGGCGCACAGGCUGCUGGGAAGGCGCUGGGGGGAGGAGCUUCUGAAGGAGGCCUGCUCCUCAUUGGCCAAAGAGAUGACCCUCGACCCUUCUGCGCCGGGUGGCAUGGUGACGUACCGGCGGACUUUGGCCCUGAGCCUCUUCUACAAGUUCUACCUGACGACGCUGACCAAUCUCAGACAGCAG
This is a messenger RNA of Plectropomus leopardus (leopard coralgrouper), 458 nucleotides long. The record is from RefSeq and is a predicted model, not a curated record. Lineage: Eukaryota; Metazoa; Chordata; Actinopteri; Perciformes; Serranidae.